AUGGACAUCCCCUGCAAAUGCUCGUUGGAGGCCUUGAAGGUAAUGGGAGAUCUGCAAAACAUCCAAGCAGUGGUCGACGUGGAAACCAUUUUGAAUUUGACACACCGGGUCUGGCUACAAGGCAAUACUAUGAUCCAAUGUGAGAAUUGUAUCAAGAUGGCGCAAUCAUCCAUCGUUACCCUGCCCGCUCUUUCAGAUGGGUGCCUACCACUUCUCGAGGCAUUAUGUGCGGCGUACGACAUCUCGACUCAGCCCGGGUUCUUCGACUCGGCCAUGCUAGCUUUUGAGCAGCCAGCUUCGCCAAUUAUCUGCAUCCGUAAUCAGGUUUUCUUGGGUCGGACUCAGCUGGAUGAUUAUGAGGCUCGGCUGUUGGUUCGCACAUUACUAGCGCGCGAUUUGAUUCGUUUUGUGGAGUUGAUGGAGGCUCUGAAGGAGGCUUUGACUGUUCUUUUGGAUGGUAAUCAUGUUCAUCGGAAUGCGAUGGCCACUUUUAGAGCCUGUGAGUCGUCGGUUGAGUCUACUAUCAGUCGACUAGCUGUCCUUAUGCAAGUUGUGGAGGGGGACUGCGAUGCCGGGAUGUCUUGA
Messenger RNA from Penicillium cosmopolitanum, 585 nucleotides. RefSeq lists its product as uncharacterized. The record is from RefSeq and is a predicted model, not a curated record. The transcript has a single exon. Bases 1 to 585 code for a protein of 194 amino acids. NCBI's taxonomy places the organism in Eukaryota, Fungi, Ascomycota, Eurotiomycetes, Eurotiales, Aspergillaceae.